Molecule: messenger RNA, 816 nt
Organism: Megalopta genalis
Lineage: Eukaryota; Metazoa; Arthropoda; Insecta; Hymenoptera; Halictidae
Gene: Vlet
Product: COMM domain containing 10 protein valette
Source: RefSeq, a predicted model, not a curated record
AAGACGUCAGUCUAUCUUCUUCCUUCCUGUGGCCCGUGUACAUCACUGAGUCAAAGAUAGUUGUCAAUGGAUAGAUGAUGUUAAGUUGUGUUUAUUGACAUUAUCAACAUUUCAUAUGGAAAUUAUUGUUUAAUAUAUAAACGUUGAUUAAUAUGGCAACUUGGAUCACAGUGACUCCGCGACUCGAACAAGGCUUAGACAUAGUAAAUGGAAUAGAUAAUAGUAAAUUUCGAUUACUCAUAAAUCGUAUCUGCCAAACCCUUCAAUCCGGUGCAGCUGCAAAAGUAUUCAGUGUUGAGGAAGAAGAAAAGCUGUUAGUUUCAUUAAAUUUAAAUAAAGAUGAUUUAGCUAUUCUUUUGGAAGCAAUAACAACAAUUUACAAACAAGCUGCAUGUAAUAUUAUAAAACCGCAGUCUAUGGAGAUAACUUUAAAAGACACUUUUCAAGCUGACAAUGAAAAAAUUCAAAUAUUUUUGAAUGCUUGGAUAGCAUAUGGUAAAGGAAUAAUAGAUAAUUUCAGACAAGAAUCAAUAUUUCCUAUUCAGGUCAAAGAUAUCGAUUGGUGUUUGAAUAUUCAAGCUGCAUCGUCUGCUAUCAAAAAGGAUGUACGUCCAAUGGCAUUAUUGCAAUUAAACUUGGUAGGAGAACAACAAUCUCAAUUAACAGUUGAAUUUGAUAAAAAGGGGCUAACUGAUCUAUAUCAAAAUUUAGAGAAAAUACAGUCGCAAUUAGAUGCUCUCAAAUAAUUUGUAAAUAUUAGUUUAACUUUUGUAAAAACAUGUGUACGAUAAAAAAUAUACAUAUUUUCCAAUUUUA